Molecule: messenger RNA, 1888 nt
Organism: Sardina pilchardus (European sardine)
Lineage: Eukaryota; Metazoa; Chordata; Actinopteri; Clupeiformes; Clupeidae
Product: THAP domain-containing protein 5-like
Exons: 5
Coding region: 80-1585 (501 amino acids)
Source: RefSeq, a predicted model, not a curated record
ACUCUAGUCAAUCAGCUGAUGUGACAACCAUCAACGCCAGGUCUUCUCCUUGAGCCACCGAAUCGUCAGGUUGUGAAUAAUGCCGAAGUAUUGUUCUGCACCAAACUGCAAGAAUGACUCUGGAAACACAACUACAGAGAAGAAAAGCUUCUACAAAUUCCCUAUACAUGACCCGACAAGGCUGCAAAGUUGGUUGAAAAACAUGGAUCGUGAAGACUGGACCCCGUCGCGGCACCAGUACCUCUGUCACGAGCACUUUCUGCCGUCUUGUUUCACCAUCCGCUGGGGGAUCCGCUACCUGGACAAUAACGCUGUUCCGACCAUUUUCGAUUGGUCUGACAACAAAGGAGUAAGUGGCAUAGGAAAACAAAAACGCAAAGGAGUGGACCACUUUGAGAGACGAGCCAAGCGCACGCGUAGCAGUGGUGAGAAGCCAUCGCCACUGGCCACUCCGUCAGAUCCCGAGCCCCAACCUCCUGUGGCCUGCUCAGGCCAGGACACCCCCGUGAGCACCGUGCAGCUUUACACCAUCUCCGUCGCCAGCACCCAGCCUGGGGAGGCUGUCCUGCUGGACCCCAGCAACAUCAGGGGCGCCCUGGGGUCCCUCCAGAUGCCGGGGCACCUGCCUGUGCUGGAGGCGGCCCCAGCACUGAGCGGGGACUUCCCUGUUGCACUGAGGCCGACGCUGAGGGGUCCAGGCACAGCUGCCACGGGUGAGCCCAGCGAGGUGGUGGUCGUCGUGGAGACUCCUCCUCCGGCCCCUGUGGAGGACGUGAAGGCUGAUGGGAUUGUAGUGGAUGUGCUAGCUGAAGGUCAGAGAACAGCAGCAGCAGUAGUAGUGCCAGACAGCGUGUGUAGCAGCAGCCAGGCUUCUCCGGGACCUUCCACUCUAACAAUCGACAAUGUGUCCACUGUGGAAUUGGAAGAGUUGGCCGAUGUGGUCCAGCAAGAGGAGGAAGAAGAGGAGGCGGAGGAGGAGGAGGAGGUGCCCGGUGUACAGCUCAUUGCAUACUUCGAAACAAUCCCUAACGUACUGCCCAGUGGCCCUACCGCUCUAGUCAACAUCUCACCUGACACCGUGCUCUCGUCCUCCCUUGGAUCAAGACCCAUAGUGUCCACCGUCCCCAUCGUGUCCAAGCACAUGCCCCCUGCGCCGGACUCCCUGGUCCUAACGCUGGAGCGUCUGGAGGACGAUAAGGAGGACGUGGACAGGCUCUCUGAGAACGGGGUGGAGCUACAUGGAAAACGACUGGAAGAACAUCGUUACCACAAGAACAGCCUGAGCAAGGAGCAGCUGGAGGCCAUCGUGGUGGAGCUGCAGAAGAAGGUGAAGGUGCUGCAGCAGAGGCACCGCCGGCACCUGGACAAGCUGCUGGGUCUGGAGACCACGGUGGGCCAGCUGCGGCAGACCAACCUGGUGAACGAGGAGAGGCUGCAGCUGCUGGAGAGGGCUUACCUACAGACCACUGCAGCCGUCACCGAAGCAGGCGAGACCGUAGCCAUCAUCUACGGCGAUGACAACACAACCUACCUUUAUGCCCAGCAGAAGGAAGACGAGGACGAGGAAGUGGGCCAACUCUUAUAAAAAAAAAUGACACUGGCACAGUGAUUUAUACACUUUAAUGCUCUGUGAUGCACAACACUCAUAAAUAUCAUGAAAUGUACGAGGAGAUAAGUUACUAAGCCUAUUAUGUGUUUGAAGUCCAUUAGAGUUAUGUGAUUUAAUAAUAGGUCAACCUAAACCCAUGCAAACCCUCAGAUUCCCAGUGUGACGGUAAUGUGUCCAUAUAUUCCCUUUUCUACCCUUAGCAUUUGCACUAACUAACUUCUUUGUGAAACGGCAUACUCUUGGGAAAUAAAGUGUGCUUAUGGCCGAAUGUGAUCAAAA